Molecule: messenger RNA, 4055 nt
Organism: Haemorhous mexicanus (house finch)
Lineage: Eukaryota; Metazoa; Chordata; Aves; Passeriformes; Fringillidae
Gene: NR4A2
Product: nuclear receptor subfamily 4 group A member 2
Exons: 6
Coding region: 867-2741 (624 amino acids)
Biological process (GO): regulation of transcription by RNA polymerase II; central nervous system neuron differentiation; dopaminergic neuron differentiation
Cellular component (GO): nucleus; transcription regulator complex
Molecular function (GO): nuclear receptor activity; RNA polymerase II cis-regulatory region sequence-specific DNA binding; nuclear glucocorticoid receptor binding
Source: RefSeq, a predicted model, not a curated record
CGGGACGGGUGGCGCUGCCCGAGGGCGCGUGUCACCCGCGGAGCUGCCGAGCCGAGCCGGGUCCGCCCGGGCUGGCUGUCACCCGCGCCCCGCUCCGGUGCCGGCACCGCCGCGCCGGGAGCCCCGCGCCUCGCCCGCUCUCCCCAGGGACGCGCCGCGGCUCCCGGAGGGCGUGGAGAAGGGAGCCUGGCAGCCGGUGCCGGUGACAGCCCGCCCGCGGGGAGCCGCCUGCCCGACUACUGAGAAUUAACCCCGAACCGAGCCCAAACCUGCUCCUCGAGGGGCGCGGGGCGGCCCUGCUCGCCACCGCUCCCGCAGCCCCGGGGCUCCGCAGGCGGGGCUCCCCAGAGCCGGGCGGAGCGCCGGCGGCUCCGUGUGUCUGUCCCCGCUCAGGCGGCUCCGUGUGUCUGUCCCCGCUCAGGCGGCUCCGUGUGUCUGUCCCCGUUCAAGCGGCUCCGUGUGUCUGUCCUUCCACCGGGGCGUCCGUGUGUCAGUUCCCCACCGGGGCUGCCUGACCGGCGGGUCCGUGUUCCUGUUCUCCGCUCCGGGUCCGUGCGUCUGUCCCCGCACCAGCGGGUUUGUGUGUCAGUCCCCCGCCUCUGCUGCUCCAUCGGCGGGUCCGUGAGUCGGUCCGCUCGCCGGCGGGUCCGUGUGUCGGUUCGUGUGUCCCUCCGCUCGCCGGCGGGUCCGUGUGUCGGUCCGUGUGUCCGUCCGCUCACCGGCCGGUCCGUGUCUCUCGCAGCCGUCGCGCCGGGCAGGCUGGAGCCGCCGCCGCGCUCUGAACCCGCGGACACCUCGCUCCCCGCCGCGCUCCGACGCUGUCCGCCCUCGGCUGCCCCGAACACGCCGCUCCCUCGGCUGAAGCCAUGCCCUGUGUUCAGGCUCAGUAUGGGUCCUCGCCUCAAGGAGCCAGCCCGGCCUCCCAGAGCUACAGCUACCACUCCUCGGGAGAAUACAGCUCCGAUUUCCUAACUCCGGAGUUCGUCAAGUUUAGCAUGGACCUCACCAACACCGAAAUCACCGCCACCACUUCUCUCCCCAGCUUCAGUACCUUUAUGGACAACUACAACACGAGCUACGACGUGAAGCCCCCCUGCUUGUACCAAAUGCCCCUGUCCGGACAGCAGUCCUCCAUUAAGGUGGAAGACAUUCAGAUGCACGGCUACCAGCAGCACGGCCACCUGCCCCCCCAGUCCGAGGAGAUGAUGUCCCACUCGGGCUCCGUCUACUACAAGCCCUCGUCGCCCCCGACCCCCUCCACGCCCGGCUUCCAGGUGCAGCACGGCCCCGUGUGGGACGAGCCCGGCUCCCUGCACAACUUCCACCCCAACUACGUGGCCACCACGCACAUGAUCGAGCAGCGCAAAACGCCCGUGUCCCGCCUGUCCCUGUUCUCCUUCAAGCAGUCCCCGCCCGGCACGCCCGUGUCCAGCUGCCAGAUGCGCUUCGAGGGCCCCCUGCACGUACCCAUGGGCGCCGAGCCGGCGGGGCCGCACCACGGCGUGGACGGGCAGCCCUUCGCCGUGCCCGGCGGCAUCCGCAAGCAGCCCUCCAUGGCCUUCCCCGGGCUGCAGCUGGGCCCCGCGCCGCAGCUGCUGGACAGCCAGGUGCCCUCGCCGCCCUCCCGGGGCUCGCCGUCCAACGAGGGGCUCUGCGCCGUGUGCGGCGACAACGCGGCCUGCCAGCACUACGGCGUGCGCACCUGCGAGGGCUGCAAGGGCUUCUUCAAGCGCACGGUGCAGAAGAACGCCAAGUACGUGUGUCUGGCCAACAAGAACUGCCCGGUGGACAAGCGCCGCCGCAACCGCUGCCAGUACUGCCGCUUCCAGAAGUGCCUGGCCGUCGGCAUGGUCAAGGAGGUGGUGCGCACAGACAGCCUCAAAGGCCGGCGGGGCCGCUUGCCGUCCAAACCGAAGAGCCCCCAGGAGCCUUCUCCCCCCUCUCCCCCGGUGAGUCUGAUCAGUGCGCUGGUGAGAGCCCAUGUCGACUCCAACCCGGCUAUGACCAGCCUGGACUAUUCCCGGUUCCAGGCUAACCCCGACUACCAGCUGAGCGGCGACGACACCCAGCACAUCCAGCAGUUCUACGAUCUCCUGACCGGCUCCAUGGAGAUCAUCCGAGGGUGGGCAGAAAAAAUCCCCGGCUUCACCGACCUCCCCAAGACGGACCAGGACCUGCUCUUCGAGUCCGCCUUCCUGGAGCUGUUCGUGCUGCGGCUGGCGUACAGGUCCAACCCCGUGGAGGGGAAGCUGAUCUUCUGCAACGGGGUGGUCCUGCACCGGUUGCAGUGCAUCCGUGGCUUUGGGGAGUGGAUCGAUUCCAUCGUGGAAUUUUCCUCCAACUUGCAAAACAUGAACAUCGACAUCUCUGCCUUCUCCUGCAUCGCUGCCCUGGCCAUGGUGACAGGUCAGUGUCCCCCUCCUGCUCCCCCGCCCGCCCUGCUCCCAGCCAGGCCCCUAACGUCCCGCACCCUUCUCUUUGCAGAGAGGCACGGGCUUAAGGAACCCAAGAGGGUGGAAGAGCUUCAGAACAAGAUUGUAAAUUGUCUCAAAGACCACGUGACUUUCAAUAACGGGGGGCUGAAUCGCCCCAACUAUUUGUCCAAACUCUUGGGGAAGCUCCCUGAACUCCGCACGCUUUGCACACAGGGGCUGCAGCGCAUUUUCUACCUGAAACUGGAAGAUUUGGUGCCACCGCCAGCAAUAAUUGACAAACUUUUCCUGGACACUUUACCUUUUUAAGACUCUUCCCGCACGCUUCCGCUGACCCGAGGAGAAGCUCCACCUGCCUGAAGGGGAGCUGCUGUGGGCCCAGAGCAGCACCCCUGGGUGCCAGCUCCCACCCAGCCGGUGUUGCCAACUCCUGCAGGCAGAACGCGAUGGGCAUUUUGGCUCUGGGCCACCAUGGAUGCAGCUCAUGGACUACACAAAUACCAUGGUAUAAACUUUUUAUUCUCGGCUUCUAAACGAGUUUGUUAUUCAGGACUUCCGGUGCAAAGACAAGCCUGCCUGGCGGCGCCGUGCCAAACCCAGCGCCGCGGCCACCCGCGAGCCUCACCCUCCUAAAGACUAAAGUUUUCUGCAGUAAAAGAAAGCUGCAAUAUACCCAAACCCCAAACGUUGCGUGGGUGGCGUGGCAUUAAUGAAGGCGAAGGCUUGUAAAUUUAUCAGAUGCAGUUUGGCUUUUAAAGAGAAAAAAAAAAAAAAAGAAGUUCUUCUGUGCCUAUUUAUGAUGAAACGUGGAAAAUAAUUCUAAAAUUAAAAAAAUAAUCAAAAAUAAAAGCUAAAUGUGUUUGGGAAAAAAAAAAAAAUUAAAAAAUGGAGAAUUAAAAAAAAGAAAGAAAACCCAAUCUGUCCAUACCAGGGAAGCAUGAUGAUUCCAGGGUGACAAUGUUAUAGGCACUUGCUAUUUCAGUAAUGUCUAUAUUCUAUAAAUAGUAUUUCAGACACUAUGUAGUCUGGUAGCUUUUAUAAAGACUGGUAGUUAUCUAAGCUUCAAACAUUUUCUCAAUUGUAAAAUAGGUGGGCACAAGUGUUACCCCCCGGAAUCCCCCCCAAAGGGACACAUAGUGUUUGUAAACACCGCCCGACACCCCUUGUUUGUAAGUGUUGUAUGUACUGUUGAUGUUGAUUAAAGAAGAAGUUUAUAUCUUGAUUAUUUUGUUGUCUAAAGCUAAACAGAUCUUGCAUGCAGCAGCUUUUGACUGUUUCCAGAGUGCUUAUACUAUACAUAACUCCCUGGAAAUUACUGAGCACUUUGAAUUCUUGGUUUGUUUUGUUCCAUUUGGGUUUUUUAUGUCUAAAAAUUGUCGGUUAAUAUAUUAUUUUAUGUUCGAGUAAUAUUUUUAAUAUUGCCAUAUUCUGUAGUAUUUUUCUUUGUAUACCCCGGUUUGGCACACGGGAAAGUCGCUGCCUUUUUUUAAUAUGGUGUACGACAGUUAGAAACGCGGAUUAUUAUUAUUAUAAUUAUUAUUAUUAUUAUUAUUUUUUCUCCCGAGAACUCUUUCUUUGAGAAAGACAAUUUUAAUGUUUACAACAAUAAAACAUGUAAACGAA